GAUAACUCAAGUGAUAACUCAACAUCGAACAAAAUUCAAUGUGUUAGAACUUGAUUUAUCAUUUUUUGGUUUUUUGACUAGUGUCUUACGUUACUUUUUUAUGUUUGUUCACAGUUUUAUGAAUAUGCACAUGCUGUCUUACGUUUAACUUUGAUCAGUUCAUAAAUAAUAUUUUUAAAAUAUAUAACUAUUUAUUUAUCACUCAAAAAUGUUUAUAAACAACUAUUUUAAAUUUAAUUACUUAUUUUAAUUUUUAAUUAUAUUUGGUAGCUAAAAUUUAUAUAUAUAUAUAUAUUUAUAUAAUUAUAUGUAAAAAUAAAGGUAUUUUUGUUAGAAUAUAUACAAAGUAUAAUUUUUUAAUUUAUUUUAUAGAUAUUUUAUUAAAUUUAAAAUAAAUUAUUAUUUAUAUUCAUAUUAGAAAAUAUAAUAAUACAUAUUACAAUUUAUACAUCAAAAAUGUUACCAAUCAAUAAUCUUUAACUCAUAUUUUUACAGCGAACUCACUACAUAAAUCUACAGUUUUUCUACCACGUAAAUUUUACAUCAACUUAUAAAUUCAACUCUAAUUCAACGUGUCGCCAAUCGGAGCCGUUAAAUCAUAUCAAUGCAUCUGACAGCUUAAUACAUUGGGCAGAUGGGGCCUAAAAUGGAAUAGAAUUAGGCCUGUUUAUUGCUAGCAACGGGAUUACUAAUGCUACAUAUUUUUGGGGUGCAAAUGUUAAAAUAUUAUUACUACUACCUACUGGCUUGUGGUAUUGUGGUACAAUGAGAACAGCUUUCUCUAAACUUAUAACUGUGAAUGAUCAUGGGGUAUAUUAUUUACAAAUAUGAACGUAUUUGUAUGUAUAUAUGCCAUCAUUUCUUUUAAAUAAAAAGAUUAUUUUUAAUGUUAACUAAUUAAUCCUUCUUCUUAGAACACAAUUCUGUUUGGUGUUGAUAUUGUUUCAUGUAAACCAAAUCCAGUGUAUAUAUUUCAUUUGAUGAAUAAUCUUACAACGCUAGACCACAACAAAAAUAAAUAAAGAACUAAUAACAUGAGAUACUUUGGUUGACAUCAAGAGUUUUUUAACAUUGAAACAAUGUUCAAGUAGUGGGCUGCACCUCUUCUAUUACAAAGACAUGCUUGUCUCUUAUCUACCAUACUUAAUUUAUUUAUUUAUCUUCAUAUUUAAUUAAUUUAAUUGGUUUGCUACUCUAUGAUUAUAUUUUUUUUAAAGAGUCAGAUUUUUUCUUUAAAGUAUGUAGAUAUAAUUCAAAAAGCCUAGGACCAUAUCAAUAUGUAGAUUGAUAGAAUCAGAACCAAAAGAGUUGUCAACAUGUUAUGAUUAUGAAGUAGUUCAAAUGAGCCUCUCCAUUAUCUACAACCUCCCUUACCCCUCCUCAAACACUCUUCUCCAAUAAGGUAUUCAAUUGCCGUGUGCAACAGAGUGCUUUAAAACUCAUCUAUCCAUGGCUGAGACCAAAUCUGAAAUAGAUAUGUCGGAGGAGGAGAGGAAGAUCGUAAAGAUGUGUUCACUGAAGAAGAAAGCCAUAAGCGCAUCAAACAGAUUCAAGAACUCAUUCAAGAAAAAGGGUCGAAGAAGCACCAGCAGAGUUAUGUCCGUACCGAUUGAGGACGACAUCGAUGCAGAAGAUCUUCAAGCUCUUGAUGCUUUUCGUCAAGCUCUUGUCCUGGACGAGCUCUUGCCUUCCAAACUAGAUGAUCUCCAUAUGAUGCUUCGAUUCCUGAGAGCAAGAAAGUUUGACAUUGAGAAAGCUAAGCAAAUGUGGGCUGACAUGAUUCAAUGGAGAAAAGAUUUUGGCGCUGACACAAUCAUUGAGGAUUUUGAGUUCGACGAGAUCGAUGAUGUCAUGAAGCAUUACCCUCAAGGCUAUCAUGGAGUCGACAAAGAAGGCAGGCCGGUUUACAUUGAGAGGUUAGGUCAAAUCGAUGCUAACAAGCUGCUUCAAGUAACAACGAUGGACCGUUACGUGAAAUAUCAUGUUAAAGAGUUCGAGAAGACUUUCAAGAUAAAGUUCCCUGCUUGUUCUGUCGCUGCCAAUAAGCACAUUGAUCAGAGCACUACGAUCCUUGACGUCCAAGGCGUGGGUCUUAAGAACUUCAGCAAGUCCGCGAGAGAGCUUCUUCAAAGGCUUUGCAAGAUUGACAAUGAAAAUUAUCCUGAGACGUUGAACCGAAUGUUUAUUAUCAAUGCGGGUUCCGGGUUCCGGCUAUUGUGGAGCACAGUUAAGUCGUUUCUUGAUCCCAAGACUACGGCAAAGAUUCAUGUUCUUGGGAACAAAUAUCAUAGCAAACUGCUUGAAGUCAUCGAUGCUAGUGAGUUGCCAGAGUUCUUUGGAGGCGCUUGCACUUGUGAAGACAAAGGAGGUUGCAUGCGCUCGGACAAAGGUCCAUGGAAUGAUCCUGAAGUUCUCAAGAUGGCUAUAAACAAGGAAGCAAAAUGCUCACCAAUUUCAGAAGAUGAACACAAGCAUGUUGACCAAGGAAGAUCAACUUCAGUUCCGGAAAGUCUUGAGAGAAACAAUAAGAAAAGGGAUGAAGACAAUGCACAUGAGAAGCAAAUUGCAACCAUUGACAAGUCUAUGGAUACGGCAUGGCCUGUAAAGACUCAGAAAUCCGAAAGCUUUAAAGUCUCUAAAGGGCUAGAGGGUUACGUGAGGAAGGGGGCACCAAAGAAAAGGGAUGGGUUACUUGUGGGAGGGGUCAUGGCCUUUGUGAUGGGAAUUGUUGCAAUGGUUAGACUAUCAAAAGACGUUCCACGCAAACUCACUGAGGCUGCUUUAUAUGGAAACUCAGUUUGUUAUGAGGAAUCUAUGUCUAAGCAAAACAAAGCUCAAUUUGCAGCCCCAGUCUCAAGCUCUGAGUAUAUGUUGAUGGUGAAACGCAUGGCUGAGCUGGAAGACAAGUGCAUGUUCCUUGAUUUGAAACCGGCUAAUGUCGAUUCUGAAAAAGAGGAGAAACUUCAGGCUGCGCUUAACCGUGUUCAAGUGCUUGAGCAAGAAUUGACUGAGACCAAGAAGGCUUUGGAGGAGGCCCUUGUGAGCCAGAAGGAGAUUUUGGCAUACAUUGAGAAAAAGAAAAAGAAGAAGAAGCUGUUUUUCGGCUUCUGAAUGUGCAAAACGAAAGGGGAUGAGAUCAUGAAACAAGAAGCUGAAUCAGAGAGAGUUUGUGAUUUUGUUUUUCAGUUGAGGAAUAUAUUCAUGUAAAGCAUCUGACUUGUACAAUUAUUUGAAGUGGAAUACUAUUUGUGCUUUUUGCUUGUCACAUUGUUUGUGUGUGUGUUUUUCAGUUUCUCUAUUAAGUAUUUGUUGUUUUAUCAACGAGUUACAUGAUAACCUACGUUUGAUUGUAUAUGUAUUAUUAACCGUUUGUAUUAACAUCUGUGAAUUGAAAUGAUGGAGCUUUGGAUUGUUACCUGAUUUUUUUUAAUAUAAAAUUAUUUCAAAUAAAAACGUUUGUACAAUGAAUGAGACUUUGUUUGGAAUGCUCUUAAGUAAGGCCUAAUCUUCUUCAUACAUAUAUAUAUAUAUAUAUGAAAAGCUUGAAACUUAUCUUGAAGCAAACCAUAUCGCCAUGGUAUCCGUAUAACGAUACUUCCCAUGGCCUGAAUUGAUGUGAUUUUGUUUCUGACUUGUUUGCCAAUGUCCUUGCUUAGCCGUGAUGAUGCUCACCAUGCCUUUAUUCUGAAGGGCACUCACCAUGCCCACCUGAUUAUUUACAAAAGAAAAUAAUGUAGGGUUUGCUGUUUACUCAUGUGAUUUCGGAAGAUAGAACACAAAUUUGAUUUUUGUUUUCCUUUCUUGCAUUUUUUUUUUUGAAAAAUCCUUUUUUGCAUUUGCCUUCAUUACUUCCUUUGGUCCUCCCUCUUUCAUUGUCUCUUUUGGUAGUCUCCACUCAAAGAUUGUAUGUACCUUCCAUGAUAAUUACUGAUCAUAUUUUCUUCCAACAAUAUACUUUUUAUUACAUCAAAGAAAGCACCAUGACCCGUCGAUAUAAAUAUAUGAAAUUAGAUAUCUGAAAUCUAAGUUUGUUAAUUUGUUGCCAAGCGAACUUGAUUUUUAGUGAAAAGACUAAAAGGAGAUAGACGACUACACGUGUAGAUUAGAUUAGAUUAGCUUUGCAGCUAUCUCCAGGUUUUAUACAUGAAUUAUUGGGGAUUCUGGUUGUUAGAGAUAACGAAAUUCACAAAGGAGUUAGAGAACACACACACACAAAGGAUCACAUGAAUGCUUCAGAACAUUUGUUACCUUCAAAAGCCAAAAGAUCUUCUACUAUGGUCAGUAACCAAUGUGAAAAAUAAUAAUUGUACUUUGAGACCAAAAUAUUCAUUCAAGUGAACCGUGAACGUCAACCAGGGCUUCUACCUCUAGUGGUAAAGGGCUUACAGCUGUGAGUACUGCCACCAAGGUUCGAAUCCCGGCCACUGGGGAAUUAACAUUUUGGCAUCGCCAGGGACAGAGAACCGAUACGUGGCAACACGUGACUAGUCUGGAUCAGUUCUGUGGGGCCAGGAUACCUCUGUAUAAUUCAAAAAAA
Molecule: messenger RNA, 4537 nt
Organism: Brassica rapa (field mustard)
Lineage: Eukaryota; Viridiplantae; Streptophyta; Magnoliopsida; Brassicales; Brassicaceae
Product: phosphatidylinositol/phosphatidylcholine transfer protein SFH1
Source: RefSeq, a predicted model, not a curated record